UCAUUUUUUUCUUCAGCUACGCCGCAACUACAAACUAACUAACUACAGCCUUAAACUUGCAAGAUUCUUUGUUUAAUCGUGUGAUAAAAUUGCGAUGGAGUUUCCACCAUGUCCUCCUUCGCUGAAGUCCAUCCAGCAUUUUUUGAAGCUGGCCCAGGAGCACGACAGUCGCGACGUUGUGAUCGCCUACUGGGCAAGACUUUAUGCUCUGCAAGUGGGUUUAAAGGCCUCCACCCAAACCGGGGAGGAGACAAAGCUUCUGCUGGCAAUUAUGGAUUGGUUGGAGCUCAUGAAGAAGCAGCAUGCCGACAAUGAGGCUUUGACCCACGAAGUGCCCGCCCAGGCACACAUCGAAAACUAUGCUCUGAAAUUGUUUCUUUACGCCGAUAAGCAGGACCGCGAGGAGAACUUUGGCAAAAACGUAGUCAAGGCUUUCUACUCCAGCGGCGUGCUCUAUGAUAUACUGCAAACCUUUGGGGAACUGAGCGAGGAGGCUAUGCAAAACCGCAAGUACGCCAAAUGGAAGGCCGCCUACAUACACAACUGUCUGAAGAAUGGCGAGACUCCCAUACCCGGUCCUCUGCCCGAUGACGACGACGAAGCUGAGUUUGCUGAGGACAAUCUAUCCCCUGGCGGUAGUGGCGGUAAUGGCGGAGCCAGCAGCUCUGCAUUCACGCCACCCGAAAAUGAAGCCGCAGCCUCCCAGCCCGCACCGGUGCAGCCGCCAACUCCGUCUUCACCAACAACAAAUAUAACGCCUCCCACUGCCGAGGAGGUGCUUAAUAAUCCAAACAAAUUGCCCAGUCCCCCGGUCGAUGAGGAAAAGCCGGGUGGCUUUGAGCCAUAUGUGCCCACAGCGCAGCCAAAUCCGGCCAUCGCUGCCACCAUUUACCAGCCCAUCGUGCCGGCUGUUGGCGUACACAUCACUCCAGAUCAGAUGAUCACAGCGCAGAAGUAUUGCAAAUACGCGGGCAGCGCCCUCAACUACGAUGACGUGAAUACGGCCAUUGAGAACCUGCAGAAGGCAUUGAAGCUGCUUAGCACUGGCUCCGAGUAAGAGGCCACACAUAUUUAUGUAUGCAUAUAUAUGUAUAUGAAAUGCACUGAUGUUAUAGCUUAGAGCACGCACUCUUGACCAGUAUAAUACCCGUAUAAUAAUAACUAUAAAUAAUCUCCACUGAUAUUGCGAAUUGCUAAUUGCAAAUAAAUUUAAAACGACUGACGGUUGCUAAAGUUUAAAUUUUAAA
Messenger RNA from Drosophila obscura, 1247 nucleotides. It is a transcript of the gene Vta1, whose product is annotated as vacuolar protein sorting-associated protein VTA1 homolog. Gene Ontology annotation, cellular component: multivesicular body. NCBI's taxonomy places the organism in Eukaryota, Metazoa, Arthropoda, Insecta, Diptera, Drosophilidae. The record is from RefSeq and is a predicted model, not a curated record. The transcript has 4 exons. Gene Ontology annotation, biological process: late endosome to vacuole transport via multivesicular body sorting pathway. Bases 95 to 1057 code for a protein of 320 amino acids.